UUGCCUAUUAAUUACCCUCCUCCUGAAUCCGAAACUAAAAGAAAUACAAUAGAAAAAAUAGUCUGCUGCCACCCGGGAUAGCUUGGUAGAACAGCCUAUCAUGGCGGAUGAUCACGAACACGAGGGCGCCUCCGUAAAGGAGCGGCUGAUCGAAGCCUGCCGAAGGAAUAAUGUCGACUUACUCCACGACGUAAUCUCGGGUUGCAAGUCCGACGAAGAAAUAUCCGCCCUCCUCAACACUACUACAACCGUUAUGGGCAAUCACCUCUAUCAUGAGGCUGCCCUACAGGGAAACUAUGAGAUCAUCGACACACUUCUGGACCAACCAGAUUUUGAAUGUGAUCCUCUAAACCGUAUCGAAGGGGAUACGCCCCUGCAUAGCGCCAUCCGCUGGAUCAACAGCGAGCCCCCUGCCCAGCGCCAAUUCGGCAACGCCCUCGUACAAAUGAUGCUCGAAGCCGGAUCGUCCACACGCGUACGCAACAAGGCCCGGCUGACACCCUAUCAACUCGUCGACCCUUCUAAUACCGGCCUGCGCGACCUGAUCCAGAAGCAUGAGUAUGCCGAGUUGAACGCGGGCGACUUUGUUGACUCCACAUCUGCACCCCCCAAGGAGAAGAAGAAGGCAGUGGCGGCGAGUUCGUUUGUUGAUGUUAGGCAGGAAGAUAAUGAUGAUGAUGAUGCCGAGUUCUCCGGUAGUGACGAUGAAGAGCGUGCCGAAUGGGAGCGCAGGCGCAAGACCAAGGGCCGGUAGAAAAGAGAAGAGAAAUAUGAAAAGACGAAAGUUGAUUGAUAUGAGGCGGAAAGAGGGGUAGGAGGCGCGUAGAGCGACACAUAGAGACACGUCUUAAGACGUAGGCUUGCUCUGGUCUGUCGAGAAGACCAUGAGCAUUGCUCAUACAAUGCGUAUGCACAUUGAGUCACCAUCCUUUGUGUUGUUCUCUUGUGUAUAUGAUGACAGGAACAUGCACAAGUAAUCACUAGACAAGGGGCGUAGAUAGAUGUUUUUUUUCUUGACAAUCCGUUGCUAAGCUCCUUCCAAAUUUCUCUAGCUCGAUAUCGUCAUGUACAUCAUAGGGAUGUGUUUAUAUGCAUUAGCUGAGCCAAGUAGGUAC
Daldinia decipiens is the source of this 1115-nucleotide messenger RNA. RefSeq lists its product as uncharacterized. Bases 101 to 754 code for a protein of 217 amino acids. Gene Ontology annotation, molecular function: protein binding. The record is from RefSeq and is a predicted model, not a curated record. The transcript is spliced from 3 exons. Lineage: Eukaryota; Fungi; Ascomycota; Sordariomycetes; Xylariales; Hypoxylaceae.